Messenger RNA from Aspergillus alliaceus, 2522 nucleotides. Its product is annotated as INSIG family protein. Gene Ontology annotation, cellular component: endoplasmic reticulum. The record is from RefSeq and is a predicted model, not a curated record. The transcript is spliced from 2 exons. Gene Ontology annotation, biological process: sterol biosynthetic process. The coding region runs from base 719 to 1798 and encodes 359 amino acids. NCBI's taxonomy places the organism in Eukaryota, Fungi, Ascomycota, Eurotiomycetes, Eurotiales, Aspergillaceae.
GCAGGUUGAGAUGCAUUUGUACUUGUGAGGGCUUAGUUUUGCAUGUGAAUGAAAUUUACUGACACCUGACACGCUGCCUUCCCCCAAUUUUUUCAAUCUUUCACUCCCUCCUUAACUGGAAAACAUUCCACAUUCUUAGCAGCGAAACAUAUUCCUAACAACUCCUUUCCUUUUAAAAUAUUUCUAGCGCUUCAUAUUGCUAUUGAUCGAAACCUUUCCCAGCCAUAAUCUCCUUCCCUUGGAGAAACUUCCCCUGCCGAGCAUCGGCGAUCCACACCCAAAUCUCGCGCCUCUUCCUGCACCGCGUACUCCACUCCGCUCAACGAACUAAUUCACAACUCCAACCUCCUAUUAUUUGAGCGUCCGUGCAGCAGCUAGGUGAGAGAGCGCUUGUGGCACUCACAGGCCUGCCUGUCUCCCUCCCAACCUUACUCUGAUCGACCCCUCCCUCCCCCCCCCGGACAUUCCUUGCAGGUAUCGUCGCCCAACAUUGAACAGACCGAGGAUUUCAGCGUGUCGCCCUUGAUUUAUUUAACAGUGGUCAUCCAGACAGACCGUGCAUCCAACUCUCUACGAAGCCUUGUUGGAAACGACUUUAGAGUUGCGUGAACAGGUCAUUCAUUACCAUAUUCUCAACGACACUAGGUUUAGUCUAGGUUUUUAAUCUACGGCGGAGCAUUUCUACGGUUCGGCGUUACACUACAGCCUCCUGUCUGUCAUGUCUGACAACCCUUCGAUUCUCCGCCCCCGUCCACGACGGGUGUUCGAUCUCACUCCAGCCUCUACUGAGUCAUCUGAACCCUCGAGCCCUGCGGAACCCGCCAACACAGACCUUUUGAGCCCUCGGGAUGCUGGGUCCACCAGCGUCAGUCGGAAUGGUUCGAUCAUGAACUUGACAGCCCCGACACUCUACGGCAUCUAUGCCCCAACAGCAUUCGAGGGAUCCCGGGAUGAAUCCAGUCCAUGGGGAACGGAAGCUCAAACGCCAGCCGUCGAAAAGCCAAAUCCCCUAACAGUGCCGGAAAAGUCAGAUCGAUUCACCCUUAAGCGAACCCGGUCUCGACUAAGCCACGGGCUAUUCCUUGGUGUGAUACUGCCUCAAGCACUGAAGGUUGCGUUGUUAUUUUGCUUUGGGAUUGUCUACGGGAUCAUCACAAUCCACUUGCACGAGAACCAUUGGAUUACGCCGGUGAAGUUGGAGAACACUCACUACUAUGGGUCGUUGGAAUACCUAGGAUUCUGGGGUGUGGCCGGAGUCGUUUUGGGAAAUGUGCUUCCUGGGCUAGACCUUUUCUCGGAAGACUUAACGGUUGAUAAUGCAAAGCAACUGAGUCGGUCGAACAGCGACGAAGAGAGUGAGGAACGUACCCUCUCAUGGGUUGCAGCGGUUCGGAGUGUUGGUGCCUUUGUCGGAGUAGCAUUUGCCAUGCGGAGAACACCCUGGCAAUCAACUACUCAAGCAUCGGCGACGCUCGCCCUCGCAAACCCCGUGUUAUGGUAUCUCAUCGACCGCACUAGGACGGGCUUCUUCAUGUCUACCAUCAUUGGAGUAGGUGGAAUGGGUAUUAUAUUGGCACUUCGGCCGGACUUGGUGCCGUCUUCCACAGGGGCAUCGGCAAGUGCGAUUCCCGCGCUGAACGAUACUCUGCGGGAAUAUGGAUUGGGUACGGGUAUCACACAAGAGAGCCUUGCGGUCAGGACUUGGGUUGCGAGUGUUUUGUUUUGCGCGUGCGUUUGCUUUGGCAAUAUUGGUCGUCAACUUGCCAUUUUUGCACGCAGAGAAUCCAUACAAGCAUGAAUCAGGCACGACUAGCAUUGAGACUUUCCAUCUACUCUUUUCGGUGACCCCACUCAUUCGAGUAAUUGCAGAUUUUUUACUUUCUUUUUUUCCCCUUCAUAUUUUCCCUCCAAUGACUCUGGGAUUGAUUUAUUGCCAUGUUACUCGGGUUCGGGAGUAAACUUUGCUUGAAUAGACACCAGCGUGGUCAUUGACAGAAGGCCAUGGCGAUGAGACUAUUACGAUAUUGGCACGCCGUCUCUAGCGUAUUUGCAAGUACAGAGUAAGCCUACUACCGGUGGCUAUGAUAAGCAUUCUAUGAUCGGUUCCAACAAGAAGAGAGUAAAAAAAAGGAGUGUAGAAUCAAUCAUUGCAAUCUCUUCCACUGGACUCAGAAAGUCCUAGAAGACACUGCACCCAAGAUCGACACCCUGCGGUUUGCAGUUGGUCUCCAUUCUUUAUGACGAUUUCCGUACUUCAUAGGCAUCACCCCUAUAAGGGGAUAUCCUCAUAGGAACGCUUUUGAAAGAAUGUUAUUUUGCGUUGUUCAUGAAGAAGAAAAAAGAAAAGGGAAGGAAAUUGCGGUCAUGUCGAGCGCAGUUUUGUACCUUUCCCUUGUGGUGGCCCGUGCUCUGUAUCAUGUGAUGUACGCGGGAGUCACGUCCUGAUCAUAUAAGCAGACCGCAGCUUACAUAAUUUAUAUCAUGCAUUGACGUGACCCACUCAUCCGCUAGGUAGUUAGUUA